CGAUUUGGCCGUGAAACGGUUCGGUCCUCCGUGUUUUACUCACACAGGGUGCCUCUGUUGCGCGGGUCCGGUGUUGGCCAAAGUCAAGACGGAGCUUAAUGCAGACAUGACCUGUUUCUCAUACUGAGCGCUGAACGGGGCAUUCAGGUGAUGUAUCACCCUCCUGGCCCUUCGCGAACCUCUCCACCAUCUUCCUCUUCUUGAGCGCAAUCCGUUUUCCACAUCUGCCGGUUUCAGGGGAUGUCCACGCGGACAAUUGGCCCUCGGACUUCAAUUGGCCAGUCAACCAGCUUGUCGAGCUGCGGUGUAUGGACACAUGAGAGUCUUGCUCGUCGCGACAUCGUUGUACCUUGUCGGCUGCACUACUGGACAUCCGAGUCCCUUUCCCCUCAUCAGCCUUGUCUCCUUGUGUGUUGACCAGCAAGUUAGCGUUGCGGUUCUUGGUCACCUCAAUCUUGCCCGAGGCCGUCUCUCAUUGGUCGAUCUUACCGGGAUAACUUCAUUCCGUCGACUAACGGUCCGACGCUACUUCGUUUACGGUUUGUCCGCACGCAUUUCAACUCUGGAUCGGCUCGUUUUCUGGUUCGGUGACCGCUCUGCUGGCUUCCAGGCCUUCCUUACACGCCGUUGCGGGGGUCACCUGAUUUUUUAUGCAUGCUCCUGCUCCACGCGCCGUCCGCAGUCGGUGCCUUGCCAUGCCCAAAUGUUUUCUAUACGUACCAGUGCGAACCGCGAGUGCGGUAGCCGCAGAUCCUUCGGAUCGCCUGUGCUUCACAGAGGGCAGGCGCGCUGAUAUGCGUGUCUUGUUCCUAGAUUCCCAGGUUAGGGGCAGAAGCGGGCACUCUCAUGCGUCCUAUUAAUCGACCCUCGGCACCAUGCUCGUCUUUGACUCUUCCAUGCUGGCACCUUUGCCCCAGGUGUAUUCCGAAAUAGCCCAUUAACUCCCAGGGGUACGGCUGUUUCGUGCACCUCUGAUGCAAAAAGUUGACGGUGGAUUUGUCCUUCACAGAACUGUCAUCAACGCCAUCUUCACAACGGAGCUCUUAUCCCCAAGAUUCGGGUUUAUCCUCGACCUUUCUUCGCCAGAACGCACUUACGACAUCUCUCCUUCCCCCCAUUGUCUUUUGUUUCCCCCUGCUUCACCCCCCAACCCCCCCUCUUGGGUAUGUUGAACGGGGUCUGUACCCAAGACGCCGUCAUGCCCGAGUGACAAUGACGAGACUUCACUGCACCCGCGAGCAGAGCAGUGGCUUUUGUGGCUGUCUGUAUCACGUCUUUUUUCGUCCUCGAUGCUGCAGCCUCCUGCACGCGAGAACACCCUGUUCGGCGCGUUCUGACAUGGCUGCCAGGACUUCGGUGGCGCCUGGUUAAUACGCCUUCAUCGUCUGUUCUUCCGCCGAGACUUUUUCGCGGCGGUCGGCCGCUGGUCGCCACUAAGCACUCUCCGCCACAGUCCCUGCGAGUCGCCCCAGCUGCCCUCCCUCAUCGACAAUGGCUCUUCAGCCGUACGCACCCAUCGGCGCAAUGGCCGUGCAGAACUCCGCCGGGGUUCCUGAUUUGUACGUGCCGAAUCUUGCUGCGGAAGACCAAGAAGUGGCAGCGAACCGGAUUGCUCGCUUCGGUCCCGCGAGUGUGAAACGCGUUGCACUUGGCCUGUACCACACCCUCGUGGUCGGCCUCAAAGGCGACCAGCCUCAACUGUUUGGGUGGGGGAAGAACUACAGCAACGUCCUAGGCAUGGGGGUGGAGAUUCGCGAGCGGGUGUUUCCCGGCCUUGUGCCCUUCUUCAGCAAAAUGGGAACCUUUGAGGUCAGCUGCGGGACAAAUAACUCGGCAGUUCUGGUCAAGCGCGCGCAGCAGCCUGGCGGGAAGGUCUAUACCUUCGGCCUGGGGAACCGAGGCCGGCUGGGGUAUCCUAAAAACAAGGCUGACGGCGUUGCCGGCUACCAAGGCGAUUUUUCGGGAGACGGCCAAGAAGAUGGCCCGUCCUGGUUCACACCUAAGCCAUCGAGAGUCCGAUUUCGUGACAAAUGCAAGAUUGCGCGAAUCUCCUGUGGCGCCGACCACACACUGGCGCUGUCUGAUGAAGGCGCCUUGUACGCCUGGGGGGUUGGGUCGUACGGAAACCUUGGACAAGGCGACACCUCCGACUCGUACACGCCGGUCAGGGUCUAUUUGGGCUCUGAGGCGGGGUCCGGGAAAAAGAAGGAAAAUGUGGGGGUUGGAAAAGUCCGGGCAGACCCUGUUAUCGUCACUUGCUGCUCAGCAGGCGCGAAACACAGCAUGGCCUGCACAAGUGACGGGACAUUGUGGACGUGGGGGCAUGGCGGGAAUGGGCGGCUUGGGCUCGGUCACAAUCGAGGCAGCCUCUCUCCAGCAGUUGUGGACUACAUUCUGGAUCGGGACAUUGUCUUUGUGAACGCUGGAGAUUCUCACAGUGCAUGCAUCGACCGGCAAGGCGUGCUGUACACGUGGGGCAGCGGCGGCUUUGGGCGCCUCGGCCACGGGGACCAAGGCGAAAUCCCCGUCCCUCGGAAGGUUGAAGGGUUCGGAGGAGUGCCUGUGCUUCAGGUUGCAUGCGGCACGUUCCACACCCUGGCGUUGACUCACAAAGGGACAGUGUUUGCGUGGGGGGCGGGACUGGCCCUUGGGUUCGGCGAGGGCGAGGACGGAAGCGGAGGGAUGGUGGCGGUGCCGAAGCACUUAAGCGACAUCGAGGCAGCCGUGCUAAACAUCGCGGCAGGGCCUUACCACUCCGCAGCCGUAACUGUCGGCGGCGACCUCCUCGUCUGGGGAGUCGGCGGCUCUUCCAGGCUCGGACACGGAGACCAACAGAACCAGCCAUUUCCCAAGUACGUGGCUGAUUUGAGGAAUCGGAUGUACGUGUCGGAUCUCCAGUCGAUGCUCGGCGUGAGUCGACUGAAACGCGAAUACUCGGACUUGGACGUUUUGGACGUGCCGGGGACCUCAGGCACCAAUCAGUCCUCCUGGACUCUUCAAAGUUUGGAGUGCGGCGAAAGCCACACGAUCGCGCUCACGGGCGCCGGAGCCGUGUGGGUGUGGGGAUCCAACGACGACGGCCAACUCGGACUCGGCGAAGACGUCGAAGAAGACCAGUACGAGCCCGUGAAGCUUGAGUGUUUCAGCACUCCCAUUCGUCGAAUUGCAUGCGGCAGCAAACACUGUCUCGCCGUUGCUCAGUAUGGAGACGUUUUCGCCUGGGGCGCCAACGACAACGGCCAGCUCGGUCUCGGAGUGGUAAGGCCAUCGUUCGAGCCAGCGGCUGUGACAGCUCUUCGCCAGGCGGUUGAUGUGUUUUGCGGGGACGACUACAGCGCAUGCAUCACGAGCUUGGGGGGCGCGCAAAGUGUCUCUGGCGAGACAGGGACCGAGUUCGGAGAUCUCUGGGCGUGGGGAGCCGCAGAAAGUGGAAAACUCGGCCUGGGCGAAGACGUCGCCUCCGGAUCGAUUCUGACGCCCCAGAAAGUCGUUUUCUCCGUCCCCGUCUGUGCCUGCUCCUUAGGCACGAGUCACUCUUUGGCGAUCACAGCUCAGGGCGAGUGUUACGCGUGGGGUGCAGGGUACUACGGGCGUCUCGGAAUAGGCACUACAGCGAAUGCGUACACGCCGACAAGGUGCGACUUUCCGAAGGGAGUUCGCCUUCGGAGCGUGGCGGCGGGCGCUUGUCACUCGCUAGCCUUGUCGAUGGACGGAGAUCUCUGGUUUUGGGGAAGAAGAGAAGAUACAUGCAGCACGACAAAUUACAUGUCUCCGAGGAUCUUCAUGCAACUCGAGGGACAAGGAGGCGUCCCGAAGGUGAAGAGCAUCUCUGCAUCUGAACGCCACAGCCUCGCUGUGACAGAAGCCGGAGAGGUCUUUGCCUGGGGAGACAACAAACUCUAUCAAACGGGCUGUGGCAAGCGACAAGCAGAGCGACUGGACCGUCCGGAGAGGGUUGCUGGUCUCCCCAGUGCUUGCCAAUGGGUGGCCACAGGACCCCAGGGAUCUUUCUUCAUCCUCGCAAGUGGAGAGGUCUUCGCGGCGGGAGUGAUCAAAAGCGGUCGCCUGGGGACAGGAUGGUCGAAGCGAACGUACCAGUUCUCCCCUGUCGCGGUCAUCACGCACUGGGCGGAUUUCGGCGACUUGAGGUACCCCGGCGAGAGUUCGCAACUUGCGCUCUGCGAGAACGGCGAGUUCCUCCCAGCCGCAGGCGCCGCUGGCGAGGAACUUGCCAAGUCAAAUCAAGAGUUGUCCGAGAAAACGAUUCAGACCUUUCUGUCGCGGCUCACGUUUGCGAGGUUCGAGGCCGGCGGAGAGGCAGCCGGAUACUACGGCCCUGGGGGGGGCGUCACCUGGAGAGACAUCCAGGACUUGAUUCAGCAAGAGGAGUUCCAGAAUCGCGUCGAGCAGAUCGCGCAGUUGGAAGACGACGUUAUUCUCGUCCUCGGCAGAGAACUGGACUUCGUGCUCUCGCUGGCCGACCGAGAGAAGGAACUCGAACAACUCGAAGGAACUUUCCAAAACCAGACCCUCUCCGUCGUGGGGAAACUCGAGUUCGACUAUCCGAGAAUCAUGUUGAAAAGGGCCUUGUCUGCAAUUUUAACCAAGCUGGAUGAAUUUCAGAAAAUGUUUUGGAUUCUGCAGCAGCAGCCUGCGUACUUGCUAAAACUCUUCGGCGCGAUAAAUCGACCGUGGCAACUGGAAGCUGUCACGGAGCUAGCAGAAAAGAUUUACUACGAGAUCGAAGACGACCGCGUCAAACAUUUGUUCGCCGCUUUGCUGAGAGGACUAGCCAAGCAGGAGGCGGAGAAGGCGGACUCUCUCUUCACCUGUUUCCAUGCAGAGACGUCAGCUCUGGUCCGUCUCCUCCGGAGUUUCUGCCUGCGAGACUUGAGUCUUCUCUUUGUCGCCCACUUUCUCUUCCAAACCACGAAUCCGAGCUCUCUGCCGUCGAUGCUCGGAACUCAGGAGAGCGUGGUCUUCUCACUGUCGCCGGAGGAAGUCAUGCAAAGAAAAGGUAUUUCUGCGACUUCCUCGAUGAGCAGAGCGUUGAAGGACGAAGUGCGCCGGGAGUUCCACCGAGGGCUCGACACGAUGAAGACGUUUCUGAUUUCUGGCCUGGGUCGAGGCUUUGCGAGCAUUCCCCUGCCUCCUGUGGUGCGGGCGGUUCUCCAAUACGCCACGCAGGCCGUCUACGAUCGCGGCUUUCUCGUCGACUACGAGUGGCUAAAGUACGGAAUGGACUUCUGCUACACGCUCCCAACUGUCAAGUUGCUUCUCCACGCUCUCGUCAUUCCUGUUUUUCAGGCUCCAAACGCCUACGCCAAUCGCUGUGGAUGUCCCUCGAUGGCGCCUCAUGUAGUGGAGAAAUUUCGUGCAUGCGGCCGUUUCCUGGAGUUCUGUGCGAAGCCGGCGGGGACGAACGAAGGCGAAGAAACGAUGUCGAGCGCCCUGAUGAUUCGCGCCAUUGGCAUGGAAGUCUGGGCGUCCAUCGCACAAGCUGUUCGCUUUCAAGCUGACUUCCGAGACACUCUCGACGUUGAUCUGACGCUGGACCUCUUUCGGGCGCCUUACGACUUGGAUGACCACUACGUGACGCUGCGCUCUGAAAUGCUCUGCACCGCGACGAAUUUGUGCAGAAAAUUCGAGCCUCAGCUGAACAUGUCAGCCCACGACCCUCUCGCUGCUCUCGUCAGACGAAUCUCUGAGGGCAGAAAUCCUCCCUUCGACGCGGAGCAGCUGGAGCAUUGCCGCGAAGAGGAAACUUGGCACACCUUCCGGAUGAAUCAUCGAUUCUUGAUCACAGAGAAGAACAUUGUCUUCGAUCCUAUCACGCAUGCGCCAGUUCCUCAGCUGUUUUCUUUCAGACAGCACGCUCAAAUCAAGGAAAACCACCGCCUCCUGUCGAUCAUCAUUCGUUACACCCCUCCGGAGACGUACGAUCCGCGGUUCGUCCUGCAGGAAGCGAUCCGGAAGUUACCGCCGGUCUUAACGGCGCGAGAUUGGCGGAAGCUGCACAGCGAAUUGGAGGCGCUUUCCGCGCAUUUUGCUGCGUGCGACCCGCCGGACUACGACCGCUGCAAAAUCACUGAACACGCAGCGCGAGUGGUAGAUGACAUGGUGCAGAGCAACAUCGACCAGCUCGCCGUCAUGCAGUGGAUCGCAGAAGGCAUUCUUGAUCGGAAGCAACACCGAAGCUACAUGCGUCACGUUUUGCGGCGACAAGAGGAGCUGUGCGCCAUGAAACGCAAGUACGAAGCCUCCAUGAAAAAGCGACUGGACGAUCUGAGAGAAGCCAUUGCUGCCCUCGAAUCUCUCGAGUACCCUGGACCGAUUCAGGUCCAAGCAAAGAGAAUGAACGUCCAGCUUUGGUUCAACACCAUCCGAGACAAAAUGAAGAACACCUCCAAAAAAAGCAAAGCCGGAUCGGCCUACUGCCCGUCUGCCACUUUCAAAUACGCCGUUCUCGUCGAUCGUGAGAUCAUCACGAAGUUGUCGCCGAGCGUGACUCCAGACGUGAUGGUGAAUCUGUUCGUCACGUUCACUCUUCGGAAAGACAACUCUUGGCAAGUUGUUUUUACGCACCGCGUUCAGAAGGUCGAGCAACUCGUAGCCGACUUUGUCAUUCCGAAGGAAGAGCUUCUCCACGUUCGCAGACUGCCGCCGCAGGCCACCUACGGCUUUCUGAAAUCUGCGUCAGAUCCGAACGGCUUUGUAGAAGUUAACGUUCUGCCCUUUCUCCAAGCGCUCGACCAAGUGGGGGGGCAGGAGGCCUAGGCCUCCACAGUAGAGCGCAUAAAACAGAAAGCCGGCGCAGCCACGCCAACUCGCAACUCCGUUUUCUUUCUGUUUCUGGAGUUUUUUUUCACUCGGAUGAGUUCGCGCCGUGUCCUUUCGUCGGGAACUCGUACUUCAGCUGCUCAGCGUAGUUUCUUGGCCAGACGCACAUGCAGCCGCGCUCGUAGGCAUCGUGUGCGCCGAGACGCAGUCGCCUGCAGGUAUAGAGUUCGCAGUUUACCGCUGCGCGACUGUAUCAUCGGCAGCUUCCGACGGCGCUGUAGAGCAGAGAAAACGGCGUCAUUUCCAGGCGAACGCAAAGGAGAAGUGAAAGUGAGUGGUAAUUCGCCGCGGACUCUGAAGUGCUAGGGAAGCCUAACAGAAAGGGUGGGGUGGAAUAAGGCUGCAGACGGCGAGGCACCGCCCGUGUGCCACCAAGGGUAUUCUCAUCUACUUUCGUGUGUGUGCAUGUUUUGAUAGUGCACUUGCCAUUUUGGAGGCUUGGUAACUUUUCGUGCAUUUGCGGAUACAUCUGUGUUGCUGCACAACCUGUUGCUUCCGGGAUUCCCCUCAACAAGAACAGUCGAAGGACAGGCAAACGUCCGCACCAGUGCACGCAGCUUAAAUGCAGCAGCUGCGUCGGACCUCUUCACGUGUCGAGAAAAAGUGGAUAAAGAAGCCGACCAAGUGCUGCUGAAAUCGAAAUUGGGGUGUCUCACGGAGCAGACAACCAAGUAGAAAAACAGACAACGUGCAGAAAGAAGUUCUGCAUUUGGCCGAAAAAUGCAUUUGAAAAGGACAAUCGUUACAUCCGCAGAGAGGGACUUCCCAACCCUCUGAACAUCUUCCUCUGCCUCCGACAGAAAACCGAGAACAGACAACGGCGAACAAGUCGGUAGAAGCCGUCUCAGACAGCAGAAAGCGACUUCUCACGAGAAAAAUUCAAAGAUUUUUU
Messenger RNA from Toxoplasma gondii ME49, 7732 nucleotides. Its product is annotated as regulator of chromosome condensation (RCC1) repeat-containing protein. The record is from RefSeq and is a predicted model, not a curated record. The transcript has 26 exons. Lineage: Eukaryota; Apicomplexa; Conoidasida; Eucoccidiorida; Sarcocystidae. Bases 1492 to 6777 code for a protein of 1761 amino acids.